Molecule: messenger RNA, 2340 nt
Organism: Gigantopelta aegis
Lineage: Eukaryota; Metazoa; Mollusca; Gastropoda; Neomphalida; Peltospiridae
Product: ras-related protein Rap-2b-like
Exons: 1
Coding region: 247-990 (247 amino acids)
Molecular function (GO): GTP binding; GTPase activity
Source: RefSeq, a predicted model, not a curated record
GAAAACGGUAAAACCCAUUUGUGUGCUUCAUAUGAAAUAUUCUGUUGAUCACGAAUCUUAAAGUGGAUUGAGACACCAUCCAUCGAUGGUUUAAUCACCAAGUUAGCAAAACAUUCACAGGAUAUUUAUGUUGUAACCCAAAAUGCUUCGAGUUUGUUCUGAAGGUGUUAAAAGUCAAAUAAUAAAAUAAGACACUGGGUUUUUUCUUCUGGUACCUUGUUGCUGCUUCAUGCGAAACUUCCAAAAAUGACUGACGGAGAACAGAGGCACCGCGUCGUGUUGCUGGGAUGUUGUAAAGUCGGCAAAUCCGCCAUACUGACGCGAUUUCUAACGCACACGUUCGUGGAAUCUUACAAAGAGACAGUGGAGGACCUGUUUUGUCGCGACUUCGAAAGUCACGGGACGACUAUUAGAGUGGAUUUUCUAGACACCGCGGGAAAUAACGAAUUUCCCGUCAUGCGUAAGCUAUCGAUCACAACUGCCCAUGCGUUUGUUCUGGUCUAUUCGAUCACGAGCGAGAAAUCGUUCGAGGAGAUGAAGAAGAUUUGGGAACGGAUCAAAGAGGAGAGGAGCAACUACCAGGAUCUACCGUGCGUGGUGGUGGGCAACAAGCUGGACUUGGAAAACAACAGGGAAGUGGAGAAAUUCGACGCGCUCAACUGGAUCUACAGCGAGGGUUUUAGCGGAGGCUUCAUCGAAGUGUCGGCGAAGAACGAACAGUCGAACGUCUCCGACAUCUUCCGUCUUCUCUUGGAACAGUCGAGGGGCACCCAGGAGCCGGAGUGUCUGUCCCCAAGGCGGAUGAGUCUCGGGGAGACGGACGACGAGAAGGCGGAGAAGGCCGAGAAGACGCAGGAGUGGGACAGUGACGCUAUUAAGUUCAAUCGAAGUAGGAGCUUGAUCAGGAGGGUGAGCAAGCCCAGGGUAAGACGGACGUGGCAUCGUGGUCACCACAACAAGGAGAGUCACGAUGACUGUACGAUAUCUUGAGGUGAUGGUUGUCUUCAUUUUAGAGAAAGAGAAAAAAAAAGAAACCCCAAACCCAACAAUUAAAAAGACAAUAAUUAAUUUUAAUGAAUUUAUUCUGUUUCGUUGUACGUUUUCACACUUGGAUUUAUAGAUUCUUCCAGCCCAGAUUAGAGGAGCGGGAGAUUGUAAUAUAGCUUUCAUGACCGUUUGAGAUCUGAAUUACGCAUUUUACAAAGUUUGCUAAGAUGUCAAAACAUAUCUUGUCAAAGAUAGUCAAACGUAUGUUAAAUGGCCACUAAAGGAAGUGUCAAAAGUGUCCUUACAAGCCAGUUAGCUGUUCGUAUAGAUCAUUAUACCGUACUUCUCUAUGGUAUAGAAUAACAUUAAAUCGGUAGAUGAUGGUUGGUGGUUGCUUAACGGAACUGGUGACUUGCGGAUGUGUAGAAGCGAUGGAAAAUACUUUUCUAGUGUCGGUCGAAUCACUCGCGCAGGUUCUACCCUUGUUAUUUUUCCUUUACUUUAAUCACAGAUAAGGUUUCUAUGAGAUUCAUGUUAAUGAAUCUGGAGCCAAUUUCACUAAACAUCAUAAAUGCACGCCUGCGAAUAGCAAUUAUACCAGCCAAACAUUUACAUGCGCUUGUCAUCUAUUUCAUGCAGAAAAUGACAUCUUAUGGAAGACAUAUCAUUUUAAGAACUAAUAAAAAUGAAAUAUGUAUGCUUCAAUCUAUAUUAGUUGUACUGUUAGUAGUAAUAAGAAUCGUGGAUUAGUCGUAGAUUUACGUUGACGUGCAAAAGCAGGCUUACGAUGUUUUGUGAAAUUGGGCCCUGAUUUCUAGUUAUUAGGUCUAAAAUUUGCAUCAACGAUUAUUGCACGCACAGUAGUCUCGCUAUGCAAUUAUUAUUCUGCAAUGUGUUUUCACAAAAACGGCUUUGUCGCCAUCCGUGACAACAAUUCUGUAAAUUAUCCUGAGAUUGUCCGUGACAGGUCUACUCAUUUUCAUUAAUAAGAUACUUUGGUUUCCAGUGAGUUGAUCUGCAAGAAUGGUCGCCAUAGAAACAAAGCUCUGAGCUCUUGGGAUGCUGUGAUUCUGAAGUUAAGGACUUUGAACACGGAAUUGGUGUUACGCGUACAUUAGACCCAUGUUAAUAUUCCCGGCGGUUAUACAACAUUCACUUAAUUGCAAAGCAUACCAGUCUGUACACGAAACUGAAUUGCUAUUAAGACUGAUUUAUUAUUAGUUCAAGAGCUAGAAGUGACCAAGUAUUUGACGGACAUUUUUUAAAAGACCUUGUUCUAGGCUUUUCAGAAAGUCAAUUAAUAAGCUUUGCGAGCAAUGGAAAAUAUCACAUGUAGAGGUAAAAGGUCAGAUA